CGACCUGCCCCGUCUGUAUGGAGCCUUGGACCUGCAACGGCGACCACCGCAUCUGUUGCAUUCCUUGCGGACAUGUGUAUGGCAGGUCGUGCCUAGUGAAGUGGCUGCAUCGUUGCGGUGAUGACACUGCGAAGUGCCCUCAGUGUGGUGAACAAUUUGAAGACAAGCUUAUCAUAAACCUCUACGCGCCAGGAAAUCUGUGGGACGGUUGCUGCCGCUUAGAGGAGUUAAAAGCCCAUUACGAGUCUAAGAUUCAUGAGACGAAUAGACAUUGGGAAACUGCGAUGGAUGAGUACAUGGAAAAAUCUCUGUCUAUUGAGAAGUUGAGGGCAGAAUUGAAGGAACAAAUUUCUAAGGAGAUUGCAGAAUUUCGAGACAAGACAAGGGUAGAAAUAGAGUCUUCUCAUGGUCAGGCGUUGCAAAUGGUAGAUCAGAUAGUGAGAAUGUGUAACGAACAAAACACAAUGGCUAACGCUAAUUUGGCGACAAUGAAGGAGCAGAUGAAGAAGAUGGCUGAAGAAGAGAAUGCAACGGCAAUGGAACUGAUAGAAUUCGUCGAGCGGAGUUCCCCUCGACUGUCACUGUUGUCAAAUCUGCAUGCUCCUGCAUCUGCCUUUGCUGCUGCUCCUGUGGAUUCUCAAAACAACAGGAGUCACACCGAUCAACUGCCACCAAUUCCCGUACCGCCUCAUCCUAAUGAUGCUGCGAAGGGGCAGCACGGAGGGACCUGAUAUGCAUACUGAUAGAAUCCAUGGAGCAGACAUGGCCAUCCACUCUGACCCAAUUCCUGAACUUGCCGAUGCUGAUGGAUGGUUAUAGCUCUUUAUCUUCUCCUGCGUAUUGUACUCUAGAUCUAAUUGUUGCUGCUGGCUUGUUCAUCUCUUCUCAUUGUCAACAUCACUAAUCAUGUGGAACUCA
Lolium rigidum is the source of this 918-nucleotide messenger RNA. RefSeq lists its product as uncharacterized. The record is from RefSeq and is a predicted model, not a curated record. Bases 18 to 731 code for a protein of 237 amino acids. Gene Ontology annotation, cellular component: nucleus. Gene Ontology annotation, biological process: interstrand cross-link repair; protein ubiquitination. Lineage: Eukaryota; Viridiplantae; Streptophyta; Magnoliopsida; Poales; Poaceae. Gene Ontology annotation, molecular function: ubiquitin protein ligase activity. The transcript is spliced from 4 exons.